This is a messenger RNA of Anopheles funestus (African malaria mosquito), 1387 nucleotides long. RefSeq names its product DNA/RNA-binding protein KIN17 (gene kin17). Gene Ontology annotation, biological process: DNA replication; DNA damage response. The coding region runs from base 115 to 1287 and encodes 390 amino acids. The record is from RefSeq and is a predicted model, not a curated record. The transcript has a single exon. Gene Ontology annotation, molecular function: double-stranded DNA binding. NCBI's taxonomy places the organism in Eukaryota, Metazoa, Arthropoda, Insecta, Diptera, Culicidae. Gene Ontology annotation, cellular component: nucleus.
UUAUUAGAUGCUUUUCUUGUAUGCCAGGACUGAAUCAUAAACAAAACACAAGAACCAUUUCGUGCUGCGAUAGUUCCAACGUUUUUCGCGUAAAAAGCAUCAAAUUUGUUCAAAAUGGGCAAAGGAAAAGCUGAAGUUGGUACGCCAAAGUAUUUGGCCAAUAAAAUGAAGGCAAAGGGGUUGCAAAAGCUUCGGUGGUAUUGUCAGAUGUGCGAAAAACAGUGUCGCGAUGAGAACGGGUUCAAGUGCCACACCAUGAGCGAAUCGCAUCAGCGACAAAUUUUACUGUUUGCGGACAAUGCUGGUCGUUUCAUCGAUGGAUUUUCUUCCGAGUUCUUAACAGGAUACCUUCAAAUAUUGCGACGACAAUUUGGAACAAAGCGUGUUGCUGCCAACAAGGUUUACCAAGAAUACAUUGCAGAUCGACACCAUCUUCAUAUGAACGCUACCAAAUGGCAUUCGCUGUCCGAUUUUGUAAAGUAUCUGGGUCGGAAUGGUCACUGUGUGGCGGAUGAAACGGAUAAAGGAUGGUUCAUCACAUAUAUUGACCGGGAUCCGGAGACAUUAGCUAUGCAGGAAAAGAUGGCGAAGAAGCAAAAAAUGGACAAAGAUGAUGCGGAACGGUUAGCGGACUUCAUUGAAGAACAGGUUCGUCGUGGAAAAAACGAGGAAGAACCAGGUAGCUCAGGAUACUCGGAGCUUAAACGAGAAAAUGAGGAGGAAACUAUAAAAAUCGAUCUGAAACUGACGGGCAAACUGCCGGCGCAUACUGCCCCGACAGUGGCAAUUAAACGACCUUUCGAUUUGUUGGACGAUUCGAAAAAGGAGAAAAAGAUAAAAGCCUCACUUAGCAGUGGAGAAACGAAAAAAAUAUCCGCGCUGGAUGAGCUUAUCAAAGAGGAGGAGCAGAAAAAAGAGAAGAACAACCGUAAGGACUAUUGGCUGGCUGAGGGAAUCGUAGUAAAACUGAUAACCCGUUCCUUGGGAGAGAAAUACUACAAGGAGAAAGGUGUUGUAGUUGAGGUGUUUGAAAAAUAUCGUGCAAAAAUUAAACUGCUAGAGACGGGUGAAAAAUUGAAGAUAGAUCAAGCCCAUUUGCAGACCGUUAUACCUGCUGUUGGGAAACAAAUUUUAGUUUUAAAUGGAGGCUAUCGUGGUUGUACAGCCGUGCUGAAAGCCAUCAACACAGAGCGAUACAGCGUAACAAUCGAAAUAGCCUCAGGACUGUUGAAAGGACGGUUAGUAAGCAACGUUGCUUAUGAAGAUAUAAGUAAGUUAUUCGUUUGAAAAACAGGGUGACCGAAUAGACGUGUACUAUCAGUUUUAUUUAAACAUAUACUCUUUUCGCGAGUAAAGAAAAUAAUAAAAUGUGUAAGAAAUCUGAGAA